Messenger RNA from Dipodomys spectabilis (banner-tailed kangaroo rat), 970 nucleotides. RefSeq names its product centrin 3 (gene Cetn3). Gene Ontology annotation, cellular component: microtubule organizing center. The record is from RefSeq and is a predicted model, not a curated record. The transcript has 5 exons. Lineage: Eukaryota; Metazoa; Chordata; Mammalia; Rodentia; Heteromyidae. Gene Ontology annotation, biological process: spindle pole body duplication. The coding region runs from base 118 to 621 and encodes 167 amino acids. Gene Ontology annotation, molecular function: calcium ion binding; microtubule binding.
CUGGUGCUCAGGGCGGUCGGGCGAGCUAGGAGUCCGUUGAACGGCGAGUGGAAGGGGCGCGGCGCCGUCUAGGGGUUAAAGUCGUUCUUGAGAGGAAGGUCUCCGUCCGGAGAGAAAAUGAGUUUAGCUCUGAGAAGUGAGCUGGUAGUAGAUAAAACAAAGAGGAAAAAAAGAAGAGAACUCUCUGAAGAACAGAAACAAGAAAUUAAAGAUGCUUUUGAGCUAUUUGAUACAGACAAAGAUGAAGCAAUAGAUUAUCAUGAAUUAAAGGUGGCAAUGAGAGCUUUGGGGUUUGAUGUAAAAAAAGCGGAUGUGCUGAAAAUUCUUAAGGAUUACGACAGAGAAGCCACAGGGAAAAUCACCUUUGAAGAUUUUAAUGAAGUUGUGACAGACUGGAUAUUGGAAAGAGAUCCACAUGAAGAAAUACUUAAGGCAUUUAAACUAUUUGAUGAUGAUGAUUCAGGUAAAAUAAGCUUGAGGAAUUUGCGACGUGUUGCUAGAGAACUGGGUGAAAAUAUGAGUGAUGAAGAACUUCGGGCUAUGAUAGAAGAAUUUGAUAAAGAUGGUGAUGGAGAAAUUAAUCAAGAGGAGUUCAUUGCUAUUAUGACUGGUGACAUUUAAGAUUACAAGGAUAAACACUAAGAAUGUUGCAGUCACCAUCUUAUAUUCUAAUUUUGGGCAUGGAGCCACCAUGAAAAAGACCCAAAAUAUCUUCAUUCUUUUUUCCAGAAGGACCAAAACUAAACAUUUCUGUGUUUGUAUUUUACUACUGUUGAGUUUCUUCAUAUGAACAGUGUUAGUGUUAGUAUUCAAAUAGGUUUAAUUUUGAAUUUAUAAUACAGUUUUUAUAUAAAGUGUUAAAAACAAAAUCAUGUGGUGUACAUUCUUUGCAGAUCUUUAGACAUUUGUCAUCACUUUUAUUUUGGUGUACACAUUUUUCAGAUUUUGUUAAUAAAAUAUUUUAUUAGUA